Messenger RNA from Hyphopichia burtonii NRRL Y-1933, 216 nucleotides. RefSeq names its product ubiquitin (gene UBI4). Gene Ontology annotation, biological process: protein ubiquitination; modification-dependent protein catabolic process. The transcript has a single exon. Gene Ontology annotation, cellular component: nucleus; cytoplasm. The annotation marks the transcript as partial. Gene Ontology annotation, molecular function: protein tag activity; ubiquitin protein ligase binding. NCBI's taxonomy places the organism in Eukaryota, Fungi, Ascomycota, Pichiomycetes, Serinales, Debaryomycetaceae. The record is from RefSeq and is a predicted model, not a curated record.
ACCUUGACUGGUAAAACCAUCACCUUGGAAGUUGAAUCUUCCGACACUAUUGACAAUGUCAAAUCCAAGAUUCAAGACAAAGAAGGUAUUCCACCAGAUCAACAAAGAUUGAUUUUCGCUGGUAAGCAAUUAGAAGACGGUAGAACCUUGUCUGACUACAACAUUCAAAAAGAAUCCACCUUGCACUUGGUCUUAAGAUUGAGAGGUGGUUAUUAA